This is a messenger RNA of Raphanus sativus (radish), 504 nucleotides long. Its product is annotated as UPF0496 protein At5g66660-like. The record is from RefSeq and is a predicted model, not a curated record. The coding region runs from base 1 to 504 and encodes 167 amino acids. The transcript has 2 exons. NCBI's taxonomy places the organism in Eukaryota, Viridiplantae, Streptophyta, Magnoliopsida, Brassicales, Brassicaceae.
AUGCCGCCUGUUGGAUUUUUCGCUGAACUACUGUUGAAAUACUCAGGAUGCGUGAGUUCUAAGAGGAGUGGAACUAGCACUUCACCUUUUAAGCCUUUCCUAACUGACAAGCUCCCAAACUACGCAGAAAACUACGUGAACUCUUACGUAUCCGCUUGCCAAGACGACCCAGAGCUGAAAUCCUUUGAUUCUUCGCUUCACCUACAAACCAGCAAUCUGAUCCGCUCCAAAGAAGAUGUGUUGAAGAACGAAGAACUAAAGUCUUUGGUUGAUCUCUAUUACGAAGAACUAAAGACUUUAAAUCUCUUUAAUACGGUGGAUAAGUGCGUCAAGAAAGCAGAAAUAACCCUGCUGAACAUUAGAGUCGCGAUUAAGAAGUUUGAAAAAGAGUCGAUGGACAUGGAUCUUGGAGGAAACAAGAACUACGCGGAUACGUUAAAGGAGCUGAAUAAGGUUAAAGCUAUGGGAGAUCCUUUUGGUGACGAGUUCAUGCAACAGUUCUAA